This is a messenger RNA of Equus quagga, 1476 nucleotides long. RefSeq names its product histone H2AX. The transcript has a single exon. NCBI's taxonomy places the organism in Eukaryota, Metazoa, Chordata, Mammalia, Perissodactyla, Equidae. Gene Ontology annotation, cellular component: nucleosome. Gene Ontology annotation, molecular function: DNA binding; structural constituent of chromatin; protein heterodimerization activity. The coding region runs from base 104 to 535 and encodes 143 amino acids. The record is from RefSeq and is a predicted model, not a curated record. Gene Ontology annotation, biological process: DNA damage response.
GGCGGUCUGUGGGCGCGCGCGGCGGCAGUUGGACUGCGGCGGGCGGCUCCUCGUUGGCUUUCUCGAGGCGGACCUCUUCACCGUUUUUUCUACCUCGCGCACCAUGUCGGGCCGCGGCAAGACCGGCGGCAAGGCCCGCGCCAAGGCCAAGUCGCGCUCGUCGCGGGCCGGCCUCCAGUUCCCGGUGGGCCGCGUACACCGGCUGUUGCGGAAGGGUCACUACGCCGAGCGGGUCGGCGCCGGCGCGCCGGUGUACCUGGCGGCGGUGCUCGAGUACCUCACCGCGGAGAUUUUGGAGCUGGCGGGCAACGCGGCCCGCGACAACAAGAAGACGCGGAUCAUCCCCCGCCACCUGCAGCUGGCCAUCCGCAACGACGAAGAGCUCAACAAGCUGCUGGGCGGCGUGACGAUCGCUCAGGGAGGCGUUCUGCCCAACAUCCAGGCCGUGCUGCUGCCCAAGAAGACCAGCGCCACCGUGGGGCCGAAGGCACCCGCGGGCGGCAAGAAGGCCACCCAGGCCUCCCAGGAGUACUGAGGGGCGCCCGCGUCGCCCCAGGCCGCCCGGCCCCCCAAUGCCACCACAAAGGCCCUUUUAAGGGCCACUACAGCCCUCACGGAAAGAGCUGGGCCACGCCGGGCUCCGGGACGAGCGGCCGCGGCGCUCGGCCUCCCCUCCUCAUCCCCGCCGCCGCCCGCCCCUCCCCCUCGCGGGCCCCGGCUCCCGUUCUCCGGAGAGGGGCGGCCGCCCGGCCCCGGCUCUGCUCGGCUGGCACCCCGGCGCUCGUGACUCGGCCGGCCUGUCCUCGGAGCCGCCGAUGGGCCGCGGGGAGCCGCGGCGCCUUCUGGAAGACUUGGCUGGCCGUUCUGACGCAGGGCUGAGCUGAGGCGCGCGGCGGGCCGGCGGCCGCCAGCAGACUCCUGCAGCCUGGUCUCCGGGACUUUAGCUUGGUGCUUGGCCGGGACCUGUCAGCCAGGACUGCGGAUUUCCAGGCUCCGGUGGGGAGAAAUGGAUCGCUUCGUGUGUCCUGGUGCCCCUUUUGCUGCCCCAUCCGGGCUUUCGCAUCAGCCUCCUCCAUUCUCAUCCGCGGGCCUGUGCGGUGCGGCCAGGACGGAGCACUGUAACGGGGACAUCUCUCCUCCGGAGACGACUGCCUCCCAGGAGGAGCUGGGGGGAGGGGCGAGGCCUCCGGUCCGGGUCCCCGGCCGGCUGUGUGGACAGCGGGAGUUGUGCGCGCGCCUGCGGCCGACCGGCAGCGAGGCCUUCGGGCCUGCCCACUCCGCCCCGCUUCCCUUCCAGCAGCUCCGCUCGGCAAGCCAAGCUCCUAGAUACCAGCACAAGUCCGUUAGUCCCGUCUGGACUGAGCCUCCGGCUUUUGAACUGGAAUUUUGCAGCUAACCCAUCCAAGACUAGUACCUUAGGUAUUGGGGAGUUUGAGAUGGACUAAUUUUGUUUAUUAAAGGGUUGUUUUUUAAGAA